GUGCAGAUGGACGCCGGAGGAGACACUGUUGCUCCAGCCCCAGGGGACGUGGAGGACUUGGAAGCCACGCGCUUCUCCAGGGAGGAUGCUGGAGAUGGCGGAGGGGUUCCCAAGGGCCCACCAGACCUCAGAGAUGGGGGCCUACAGGAAACAGCAUCCCAGGGCAAGGAGCAGUCACCAGGCGUGCUGCCAUCGCUGCCCCAGGCCGAGGCCCCGUCAGGCACCUGUGAACUCUGGAGCCCUACAGCCCCUGCGAGUGGCACCGCGGGCCAGGCCGGGGACCCCAGUGACGAGGACUGGCGCAGCCAGCGCAAGCACGUGUUUGUGUUGAGCGAGGCAGGCAAGCCUAUCUACUCCCGCUACGGCAGUGUGGAGGCUCUGUCGGCCACCAUGGGCGUGAUGACAGCGCUCGUGUCCUUCGUGCACAGUGCCGGUGAUGCCAUCCGCGCCAUCUAUGCCGAGGACCACAAGUUGGUGUUCCUGCAGCAGGGCCCACUGCUGCUGGUGGCCGUGUCCCGCACCCCGCAGUCGGCCGCCCAGCUGCGCGGGGAGCUGCUGGCAGUGCACGCACAGAUUGUGAGCACCCUGACCCGCGCCAGUGUGGCCCGCAUCUUCGCUCACAAGCAGAACUACGACCUCCGCCGCCUGCUGGCCGGCUCAGAGCGCACACUGGACCGGCUUCUGGACAGCGUGGAGCGGGACCCCGGGGUGCUGCUGCUGGGCGCUGUGCGCUGCGUGCCCCUGGCGCGCCCGCUGCGGGAAGCCCUGGGCGCCCUGUUACGGCGCUGUACCGCCCCCGGCCUGGCGCUCUCGGUGCUGGCGGUGGGCGGCCGGCUGAUCACCGCAGCCCAGGAACGGACGGUGCUGACCGAGUGCCGGCUGGACCCAGCCGACCUGCAACUGCUGCUUGACUGGGUGGGCGCGCCGGCCUUCGCGGCGGGCGAGGCAUGGGCGCCCGUGUGCCUGCCUCGCUUCAACCCUGAUGGUUUCUUCUAUGCCUAUGUGGCCCGCCUUGAUGCCAUGCCCGUCUGCCUGCUGCUGCUGGGCACCGACCGGGAGGCCUUCCAUGCCAUGGCCGCCUGCCGACGCAUGGUUGAAAACGGCAUGCGUACCCUUGGGGCCACCCACGAUCUUGCAGCCAUUGCUGGCCUCUCUAAUGCACCUUCGGCCAGUGCCCCUGCCUACAGUGUGCGGGCCGUCGGGGCGCCCGGCCUCCGACACUUCCUCUACAAGCCGCUAGACAUUCCGGACCACCACCGCCAGCUGCCUCAGUUUACCAGCCCCGAGCUCGAGGCCCCCUACAGCAGGGAGGAGGAACAGUACCGCCUGUCGGACCUCUACCACUGCCUGCACGCACGCCUCCACAGCACCAGCAGGCCCUUGCGCCUCAUUUACCACGUGGCUGAGAAGGAGACGCUGCUGGCCUGGGUGACUUCCAAAUUUGAACUCUAUACUUGCCUCAGCCCUUUGGUGACCAAGGCAGGCGCCAUCUUGGUGGUGACCAAGCUCCUGCGCUGGGUGAAGAAAGAGGAGGACCGGCUCUUCAUCCGUUGCCCGCCCAAAUACUCCACACCCCCAGCUGCCUCUGUGGACCAAGCUCCCCACAAUGGCGUUUUCACUGGGCUCUGA
This is a messenger RNA of Chrysochloris asiatica (Cape golden mole), 1629 nucleotides long. It is a transcript of the gene MON1B, whose product is annotated as MON1 secretory trafficking family member B. NCBI's taxonomy places the organism in Eukaryota, Metazoa, Chordata, Mammalia, Afrosoricida, Chrysochloridae. The record is from RefSeq and is a predicted model, not a curated record. Bases 7 to 1629 code for a protein of 540 amino acids. Gene Ontology annotation, biological process: vesicle-mediated transport; protein targeting to vacuole. The transcript has 5 exons.